GCGAAAGUCGAAAAAGCAUAUAUUUUUUUUCCUGUGAUAUUCUGUUUCGUGAAAGCGGAUUCUUUCUAAAUUGAUAAUGCCAGCACGACGAAGUGAAAGGAUUGCGGCACGUGGGGAUGCUAAUGGUAGCCCAACAAACGAGUCCAACACGGGACCUGUGGGAAGAGUUCGCCGUGGUACGAACUCAAGGGACCAGUCCGAUAGACCACGUGGUGGCCGUGCAGCCCCCAGGGGCAGGCGAACUAUUGUUCGUCCUGAAAUUCGUUUUUCGACACCGACAAUGGACGAAAGACAACGUGCGAGAAUCGAGGCUAUGGCUGCGAUAGCUGCUGGUACAGAUUCUGAGGAUACUGAAGGAUCUGCCGAAGAAGUCCGCUCUCAAUCAUUCUUUGCUGUUUCUGUUUUUUUGACUGCCCGACUGGGAACUCCUGGUCGUCGAGCAACUAGUACACCAGCCGCUGUCCCGUCACGUCGUGGCCGCAGGACGGUUUCAAUUUCAGUAGCUACACCUUCGAAUCCGCCUGUUCGGGCCACUGUAAUACGCCAAGGUUCACAGAUGCACCUAACCAGAGGUCUACCAACUGUGACUGAAAAUGUGCCAAUGGACGAAACUUUUGACACUGAGUCGUUGCAAAGCAACUCUCUGGUGCUAAGACUUUUUCGCAUCGAAUCCGGAAUACCCACCCAAGGUGAUCCCCUCACCAUCACUAGGCUCCGUCGAGAGAUCUCAGAGUUCUCAACCGAUCAAACGGAAGGGUGUAAGGCGGAGAUGGUGGGCGACAAUCUGUUCCACUGGGUAGCCACGAUCCCAGGUCCCUCGGAAACAGUUUACGAAGGUGGGCGUUUUAGAGUGGAGAUAGUCUUUCCCAGGAACUAUCCAUUUUAUCCCCCCUAUCUUGCGUUUUUAACCAAGACUUACCACUGCAACAUCGCUUUAUCUGGGCGCAUUUGCCUGGAUAUUCUCGGCUCGAAGUGGUCGCCAGCUUUGUCGGUUUCCAAGGUACUUAUAUCCAUAAUGUCAUUGCUGGCAGACCCGAAUCCACACGAUCCUAUGGAGGUAUCCGUAGCAGAUGUUUUCAAGGGAAACCGUGCCCUCCACGACAAGAAUGCACGCGAAUGGACCAAAAAAUAUGCCAAGUGAAGAAUGAAAUCUAAUUGAAUAUAUUCUUCAAAUAAAUUUAUUGGAUGUUUUUGUGCCAGC
This is a messenger RNA of Drosophila melanogaster (fruit fly), 1201 nucleotides long. RefSeq lists its product as uncharacterized. The coding region runs from base 77 to 1141 and encodes 354 amino acids. The transcript has 3 exons. Lineage: Eukaryota; Metazoa; Arthropoda; Insecta; Diptera; Drosophilidae. Gene Ontology annotation, molecular function: ubiquitin conjugating enzyme activity; ligase activity. The record is from RefSeq and is marked reviewed.